AUGGAACCGGAUGACCUUUUCUAUAUUUGUGUGUACCAUUGGUUUCGCAAACUGGCACAAAUUAGCGGAUUAGAUAUUUUCCUUGACGACUUCAGACCAACACCGCCUGCUUAUCUUCUAAUUUCUUCUCUAUAUGCACUGUUUCUGAGCUGUGUCUGGACAAUCUACGCAUACCCCUUUGAUGAAAAAUUAAUGUGCGCCACUUUCUUGGCUUUCGGUUGUCAGGGAAUCGUUAAGUUCCAUAGUCUUCUUAACAACCAGAAAGAGAUGAAGGCCCUGUGCGAUUUUAGUCUUAAAGUCUACAGAUCGAAUAAGGAAUCCAGUCACAAUAAAACGCAACUAGAAAAGUCUGUCCACAUAAUUGUUUUCAUUUUCAAAGGCGGCAUUUCGUUCCUCAUUGCAACCGCAAUUUUAACGGCUCUGAAGCCCUUGAUUACUUACUGUUUGAUUGGGAAAGUGGAAACUAUAAUUCCAACAUAUUUCCCGGCGUUGAACGAACAUGAAACUACCGGCUACAUAUGUUAUGCUGUGUUUCACACUUACUUGAUGUUUGCAUUUGCUGUUGGGACUGCGGGAACCGAUUUUGGAUUGAGGGUUCUAGUGCUACAAUCGUACACUCUGUCGCAGAUUUUUCGAAACGCAGUUGAUGAAUUCAACUCAUUGGUUGCAAGAAAUGAACGGGAUGCAAACACCAUAGACGUCCGGACAUCCUUAAGGAAUUUGAUUUUGAUGCACAUUGAUUUUGUGAACUUCACGAAAACGGUGAAAGUAGCGUAUCAUGAAAUCUGUUUCAUUCAAAUUACGAUGGCAAAUACGAUUAUGAUUGUCCUCGUCUACGUUAUUUUAAUUAUGAACUGGUUCCCUGCGUAUUUCUUCAUGGCAACUGCAUUUUUUCAAGUGUUUGAAUUUAGUCUUCUGGGAACUAUUUUCGAAACAGCGAGUAAGGACACGUGCGAAACAAUCUGCAACAUUUCAAUUGUUGAUCUGCCGAUAGCCGAGCAACAGAAUGUAAUUUUUAUGAUAUUAGCUGCUCAGAAUCCACAUUUGCUAACGAUUGGUGGUUUUCAACCGCUGAAUGUUGAAACGUUUGUUGAAGCUUUAAAACGAACAUACUCCGUCGGUAUGUUUUUAAUAAACAUGCAAUUGCAGUAG
This is a messenger RNA of Bradysia coprophila, 1152 nucleotides long. Its product is annotated as odorant receptor 67d-like. Gene Ontology annotation, cellular component: plasma membrane. Gene Ontology annotation, biological process: detection of chemical stimulus involved in sensory perception of smell; sensory perception of smell. NCBI's taxonomy places the organism in Eukaryota, Metazoa, Arthropoda, Insecta, Diptera, Sciaridae. The record is from RefSeq and is a predicted model, not a curated record. Gene Ontology annotation, molecular function: olfactory receptor activity; odorant binding.